Prorocentrum cordatum is the source of this 964-nucleotide messenger RNA. The record is from the annotation of a GenBank genome assembly. NCBI's taxonomy places the organism in Eukaryota, Dinophyceae, Prorocentrales, Prorocentraceae.
CAGCGAAGAGCCGCAACCCCCUGGGGCUGCGACGAUGGCGGGGAAGCCCUGCUGCGCAGCUGCGGCCAGCACGCGGACGAACGAGGUCGAUUCGCAGAACUUCUCGAUGUGGAGGAGGAGGGCGGCCGCGGCCCAGCCGCACCUGACGUCGCACGCGCCCAUGCACGAGCGGCAUGCUGCCGCGCCCCGCCCCUCGGCCUGCGAGUUGCCCCGCUCGUCGGUCGCCGCUGCUCGGAUCUUCGACCACAGUUUGCAAGUAGCGGGAAGCAUCCCGAUAAUCCCAUCUCGCCUAGGUCGCUCGGGAAUGGCGCAGCCGAUCACCGCCGACACCUGUCACGGCAGUGCCCCCUCCGCCUCGCACGAAUUGAGGAGCGCCGCCAAAUCCUCGACCCCCUGGUCGGGCAUCCGCUGGAGGUCCAGGGGGCUGAGAUUGUCGAUGCCGCGCGCCCUGCCCGAACUCAGACGGCGCAAGCCGUCGCGGACCUCGUCGCGGCCGAUGGGGCGCGGCGAAGGGACACGUCGAGCACGGCCACGGAUCCUUCCACACGCGAUCCCUCUGCAACGUCUUCUGCUCCAUGAUGGCGUCGGGGUGGACGAUCGACCGAGACGCAAUGUCGCCGCCGGCACCCACCUCAAGGCAAUGGGUCUCCAGCUGCUCGACGUCGGGCUCCUUGAUCUGCCGAUGGACAAUCCCAAGCUUCUUCUUUCAAGAUUCGUUGGCCCACCGCACGUGCCCGUUCCGGGCCCGCUGGAGGCUCCGACCCACCAUCCGGUGACACCAUCUGUUGGUGACCGCCGACAGCAGCUCGAUGCCCUCGAAGCAUGGCGAAGCUUGCUGCAAGAAGAUGCUGGCGCGCAUGCACCAACCGUUGGCCUCCUGCGCGAAGCACUUGCCGAAGUACUGCUGGUCGCUGUUCUCCGCUUCCCGCGGGCACGAAGGAGAUGAGCGGCCUGGGAGACGCAC